UCAUCCCCAUAACACUGUUCGCUGACGGAAGAAAGUAGCGUUAGCUUUAAAAACUAGGGUUAGCUUAGCCCUCCGUUUUCUGAAUUCUCCUCCUCCUUUCUCCCAACCACCGCCCCUAUUCGGAGAUUCGGUAGUGAGAGGUCGAAGGAGAGAUGGCGAAUCCAAUGCGUUAUCUGUAAGGUACUUGGGGGAACGAGGUUAAGAAGUUUUCAUUUGAAGAUAAUUUAGUGGGAGAGACGACUUGUAGCUUGAUUCAGUGUCGAUGGCGAAGAGUAAGCCAGGGAAGAAGGACCUCGAUUCGUAUACGAUCAGGGGCACCGACAAGGUUGUGCACCCGGGUGACUGUGUGCUUAUGAGGCCCUCCGAUCCGGAUAACUUUCCGUACGUUGCGCGGGUGGAGAAGAUCGAAGCAGACCAACGCAACAAAGUGAAUGUGAGGAUUCGGUGGUACUACCGGCCUGAAGAUUCGAUUGGUGGACGGCGGCAGUUCCACGGGGCUAGGGAGCUCUUUCUGUCCGACCACUAUGACGUCCAGAGCGCGCACACCAUUGAAGAUAAGUGCGUGGUUCAUUCCUUCAAGAACUAUACCAAGCUCGAGGAUGUCGGGUCAGAGGACUUCUUCUGCCGAUUCGAGUACAAGGUUUUAACCGGUGGUUUCACUCCUGACCGCGUAGCAGUGUACUGCAAAUGCGAGAUGCCUUACAAUCCGGACACGCUAAUGGUGCAGUGCGAAGGGUGCAAGGACUGGUUUCAUCCGGCUUGUAUGGACAUGACUAUUGAACAAGCCAAAACAUUGGAUCAGUUCCUUUGUUUAGACUGUGCCGCGGAUGAUGAUACCAAAAGGUCUCCUAAUAGCUUUCCUGUUUCCUCAAUGUUGGAGCCAAAGGCACGUUUUGAAUAUCUUGUAUUACCAUGACUUACAACCUAGGCACAAACAUGAAAAGACCAGAGAAUAUGAUGCAGCUAUAUUUGCACGUAGACGCGUCAAAUUGGUUUCGGGUCUGACCUGAAAAACUUCUUUGCCCGAAUAUGUCCCAAACUUUAAACAUGUUAAAAGGUCUAAAUCUGAACCCGACCCUCAUUCAACCCAGGUUCAAACCAAAAAGAGGAAGAGAUGAUGAUCAAUUUUACAGGCAAGGGUGGCGGGCCAGCUGUACCCACUCUUGGUAAUAUGGAACUGUACAGUGCAGGAAAAAAAGACUGCUUGUAAAAAAAGGAAAAAAAAAAAUAACUAAGUUAAGUUUUUGUUGG
This is a messenger RNA of Phalaenopsis equestris, 1251 nucleotides long. Its product is annotated as chromatin remodeling protein EBS-like. Gene Ontology annotation, molecular function: chromatin binding. The transcript has 7 exons. Bases 263 to 916 code for a protein of 217 amino acids. NCBI's taxonomy places the organism in Eukaryota, Viridiplantae, Streptophyta, Magnoliopsida, Asparagales, Orchidaceae. The record is from RefSeq and is a predicted model, not a curated record.